Molecule: messenger RNA, 3399 nt
Organism: Tripterygium wilfordii
Lineage: Eukaryota; Viridiplantae; Streptophyta; Magnoliopsida; Celastrales; Celastraceae
Exons: 4
Coding region: 1-3399 (1132 amino acids)
Source: RefSeq, a predicted model, not a curated record
AUGGAGAUGCCUGAGUCUCGUAAGUGGAUGUACAAUAGAAUUGGCCCCAAUCGAGUUGGAAUUACUGAAGAGUUCUUGAAGGGGGUUGAAGAUUUCAUUGAAUUUGCUUGUCAAAGUAGUUCAGAUUUUCAAAAUACAGAAAAAAUAAGGUGUCCAUGUGUUAGGUGCAAAUGCACAAGAUAUCGUGGGUUGGAUGAUAUAAGGAUGCACUUAUACCAAAAAGGUUUUCAGCCUAGAUAUCACUGCUGGACCAGUCAUGGUGAAGAAAUGCCGAAUAUUCCCCAUAUGGCGACUGUUGAUGUGCAAGCAGAUGCUGCAAAUUAUUACUGGCAAAGCAGUGAUAACACUAAUUUCAAUCCGUACGAGCAGAUGGUAAUGGACACUGCUGGACCGUCAAUUAGGGAGGAGCUCUUACAAGAAAAAAAUUACAACCAACCGUUCGUGUCAGAACCACCUAAUCCUGAUGCGCAAAGUUUCUUUGAUAUGUUGUCGGCUGCCCAAGCUCCACUAUGGGAUGGAUGUGAGUCACACUCAGAGUUGUCAGCCACAAUGAGGUUGUUAAGCAUUAAAGCUGACUACAAUAUGCCGCAGGGUUGUUUCGAUGACGUCAUUCACCUUAUGAAAGAGACGAUGCCUGCAAAUAAUAGUAUGCCCGAAAAUUUCUAUCAAGCCAAGAAGUCUGUGUCUAAACUUGGACUUGGGUAUCAACGAAUCGAUUGUUGUACAGGCGGUUGUAUGAUAUACUAUAAGAACGACGCGAAUUUGACGCAAUGCAAAUUUUGCGGGGCAGACCGUUAUAAACCUCGGAGAACUGGACGUGAAAAUUUGAAGGAUAUUCCGGUUAAACGUAUGUGGUAUCUGCCACUAAUUCCCAGGCUUCAAAGGUUAUUUAGUUCAACAGUUACAGCAAAGGAGAUGAGGUGGCAUUAUGAGCAUCAAAGCGAGUCCGACCUCUUGUGUCAUCCAUCUGAUGGAGAAGCAUGGAAAUAUUUUGACAGAACAUUUGAAGAUUUCGCUUCAGACCCACGUAAUAUAAGAUUAGGCUUGUGUGCAGAUGGUUUCACUCCUUUCGGACAAUCUGGUAAGAACUACUCAUGUUGGCCUGUCAUUUUGACUCCUUAUAAUUUACCUCCUGGGAUGUGCAUGAAAAGAGAGUUUAUGUUUUUGACAAUAAUCAUUCCGGGUCCUCAUAAUCCAAAGAGCAGAAUCAAUGUUUAUCUUCAACCACUGAUAGACGAGCUCAAUCAAUUAUGGUGCGAAGGUGUCACAACAUACGAUGUGUUCAUGAAAGAAAAUUUUGUUAUGAGAGCUGCGUUGAUGUGGACUAUCAAUGAUUUUCCUGCCUAUGGUAUGCUGUCUGGAUGGAUGACACAGGGGAAGUUAGCAUGUCCUUACUGCAUGGAGUGUUCAAAGGCAUUUACCUUGAAAAAUGGUAGGAAAAAUUCAUGGUUUGAUUGUCAUAGACAGUUUUUGCCAACAACACAUGCGUUUCGACGGAAUAAGGACGCAUUUUUCAAGAAUCGAUUGGAGAAAUCACAACCUCCUCCACGUUUGUCUGGAGAAGAAGUGUUGGCACGAGUUUGGAACUUUCCAAAGAUUACUGAGACAGGUCCAUUAUCAUUCCCCGGAUAUGGCCAAGAACAUAAUUGGACAAAACGGAGCAUCUUUUGGGAUCUGCCUUACUGGCGCAACAAUAUCAUACGACAUAACCUGGAUGUCAUGCAUAUUGAGAAGAACGUGUUUGAUAAUAUUUUCAAUACGUGUAUGGAUGUUAAGGGGAAAACAAAGGAUAAUGUGAAGUCUCGGUUGGAUCUUUCACAUUAUUGUAAGCGCAGAGCUUUAGAGUUGGUGGAGUAUGACAACGGCAAAUCCUUCAAACCGAAAGCACAAUUUUGCCUCACCAUGGAGCAAAAGAGAGCUGUUUGUUCUUGGGUUUUCAAUUUGAAGUUGCCAGAUGGUUAUGCGUCAAACUUAGGCAGGUGCGUAGAUAUGAGGGAAGGAAAAUUGUUUGGAAUGAAAAGUCAUGACUGUCAUGUUUUCAUGCAGCGGCUACUUCCGAUUGCAUUUCGGGCAUUACCUGAGCCUAUUUGGGCUACAAUUACUGAGCUCAGUCACUUUUUUAAAGAUAUAUGUUCGACUACUUUGAGGGAGAAUCAAUUGAGCAUCAUGGAGGACAACAUUCCUGUGAUCCUUUGCAAAUUGGAGCGUGUAUUUCCUCCAUCAUUCUUUGACUCGAUGGAACAUCUCCUGACACAUCUACCAUUCGAAAUAAGGAUGGGUGGGCCAGUACAAUACAGAUGGAUGUAUCCCUUUGAAAGGUUCCUUCAUUUCCUGAAGAAGAAGGUUAAAAAUAAAGCUCGUGUGGAAGGAUCUAUUUGUGAAGCAUAUAUAGUCGAAGAGACAUCGUUAUUUGCUUCAUAUUAUUUUGAACCACAUGUGAGCUCUCGACGAACCAGAGUUCCUCGAAAUGAUGAUUGGGGUACAUUCAACAUGGAAAUCCCAAGAAUUUCAAUAUUCAAUCAACCUGGUCGUCUUGUUGGUGUUGCCGGUAAGCGCUACCUCACUGAUAGAGAAUACGAUGCUGCCACAUUAGCAUUAACACCUACACUGAAUGAUGAUGCUGUUGAUUAUCAAAUUGAGAUAGGUUUUGCAUCAUGGUUCAGACAAUACGUUCAUGAUCCACUCAAUAGGAUAACCGAUGAAACAGUACGAAAUGUAGCAUACGGACCGUUGAGAAGGGUUGAGUUGUGGCACACGUAUUAUGUCAAUGGAUAUAAAUUCGACACCGAUGCAUGGAGCGAAGGCAAGUCAACAAUCAAUAGUGGUGUAUGCAUACGGGGGACCGAUUACGGACAAUCAGAAAGUGACUACUACGGAAUACUAAAAGAAAUUGUACAAUUCGAAUUCCCAGGACUACCGAUAAAGAAGAUUGUUCUUUUCAAUUGUGAGUGGUUUAACCCAACUCCUAAUCGAGGUACAAGAAUCAAUAACAAGUAUGGGCUUGUUGAGGUUAAACGUAGGGGAAGGUACAAAAAGUAUGAUCCAUUUAUAAUAGCACAACAAGCAGAGCAAGUCUAUUUUGCUCCUUAUCCAGAAGGGAUACGUGAUCGAUGUGAGUGGUUGGCUGUGAUUAAGACAAAAGCAAGGAACACAAUUACCGCGCAAUCAACAAAGGUAGAUGAUGCAUUCCAAGAGAAUGAAGUUUUAGUUGAGCCAGUUAGAGUAGAUACUGAUCAGCAACUCGAUUCUCUAGUUGACAAUGAUGCUGAACUCGAGGAAGUAGUUGUAGAAAACUCCACAAGACAAUUAAUGGCCGAGGAAGAUAUUGAGGAUGAGGAUGAAGAAGAAUUUGAAUCGUAUGAUUCGGAGACAGAGGAAGAUCUCGAAGACUACGAUUAA